This is a messenger RNA of Ostertagia ostertagi, 564 nucleotides long. The record is from the annotation of a GenBank genome assembly. Lineage: Eukaryota; Metazoa; Nematoda; Chromadorea; Rhabditida; Trichostrongylidae.
CCGGGUAUAUUGCAACAUGAAACUGCUAGUGAUGUGCUGGGUGUCACCGUGAAUGGCCGACAGCCACCGCGAGAAGGCCAUCGCGAGGCAACGAAGAGAGGGCUGGACGACCUCAUGGACUUCUUGAAUUUCGUGCAUGCAAAAUUGACAGUCUACGGUGCCGAUCAGGUGUUACUUGGCCAAGUCUUUGGUCAAAUCGCAAGCUGGAUAUGUGCCUUAUCCCUAAACCACUUGAUGUUCAGGAAGGAACUCUGUAAUUUUGAAAAGGCCGUGCAAAUAAAACACAAUGUAACAGAGAUCCAAACGUGGUUGUUUUCGAAGGGCCUUGGAGCACACCGUGAAGUCCUUGAUCCACUCGUUCAAGCCUGCCAUCUGCUGCAGAGCCGUAAAGAUGAGUCGAAUAUCGAUACGUUGUGUGGAGAGAUGACAAGCAAACUCAAACCUCGACAGGUGGUCGCUAUUCUUCAACACUACGCCCCAUCUGAUGACUUCGAAGAGAGGGAUGUUGACGCGGAUCUGCUUGUAAUGGUUCAAAGACGUCUAAAUGAACGAGCCGCUGCCAAC